GAUUCAAAUAUGGCUGACGAUGCUUUUGACAGAUGUGAACUCGGUUGAUUUUCGCAAUGGAUAGACUAGCUCUGGUUAUCUGUGCGUCGAUCGACUUUCAGUAUUGUUCACAUGGAAAUAUAGUCUCAAUAUAAUGUCACUUUUGUGUGUUUGUGUGAAAAAAGCCAGACUGAUUGGGAGUCCGGAGAGGUUCAAUACAUAUGUUACACUGAAACUACAGAAUGUCAAAUCAACUACCAUCCAAGUCAAGGGGAAUAAUCCAUGCUGGGAGCAGGAUUUUAUGUUUGAAACAAAUUGCCUGGACACUGGUUUGAUCAUUGAGAUCUGGAAUAAAGGCAUGCUGUGGGAUAAGCUGCUGGGUCUCCAUUGGCUCCCAUUGAGGGAUAUUCACCACUCAAAUUCAGAGGGUGAAGGAAGAUGGCUGUCCCUGGAUAGUGAGCUCAUAAUGAGGAAUGGCAAGGUCACAGGCACCAGGUUUCCCACGGGACACACCAUCCUUCUGGAUGCUAGAUUCGAGUUACCAUAUGAUCUCCCAGAGGCUGAAGCUGCAGAAUUGGAAAAUAAACUUAAAGUUCUCAACACCAUCGAUCAAGAGUUGAUGACUAUACAGCGCCAAAAUACAUAUUCUACUCAAUCUGGGAUGUCUGAAGACAGUGAUUACAAGAGUGACAAUAGCUACCCCCCUCCUCACCAACACAACGUCUCAGUAAAGCAGUUUCCUCUGCAUGAACCCAGCAGAGAUUUUUACUAUAAUGGACAGUUUGAUUCAUUCGAUGGAGGAGGGCUGGAUGAUGAUCGACAGGGAUCAUUUGACCGUUUUGAAAGUUUUGAUGAAGAGGAGUCAUUAAAUGGACAUCACUUUCAUGAUCGGUAUCAGCGAGAUCUAUCUCCAGAACCAGACAAUGAAUCUUAUGAAGAAGAAUUGACUCACUGCUCCGAGAGGAGGAGUCAGGAUGAUCCGAAUUACGAUCAGGAUCAGGAUUACUCUUUGCGUGGAUCAGAUUAUGAUCCUGUGGAGUACGAUGAUUACGAACGUGCAAAGCUUAAUGAUAGAAGCUUUAGUGAGGAAGAUGAAAGCUACUCGGGGGGGAGGGAAAUGAGCCGAACACUCAGUGAAGAAGAGUCCUCAAGCAGAGGAAGGCACUAUGAUAGAACUUUCAGUGAGGAGAGUAACCGGAUAUAUAGUGAGGAAAGUAACCGGAUUUAUAGUGAGGAAAGUAACCGGAUUUAUAGUGAGGAGAGUAAUCGAGACCAGCACUCCAUGGAAAGAACACUUAGUGAAGAUAGUAGCAGAGAGAGACAGCAAUAUUAUGACCAAGUGGAUGAUCGACGGCCUUCUUAUACGCAGAACCAUCGAGGGAGCUACGACAACACCAAGAAUAGAGAUUACGGGAGAGAGUGGGAGUACUAUCAAGAUGAGGAAAGCACAUAUGUUCAUGGGCGGAGUGAUACAGAGUCGGAACAUAUGUCAUACAACAGCAGGCCCAGGCAUAGUCGACAGUACAGCUACACUAAUAGGGGGAGCCCCGCAAGGAGUGGAGAUUCCCUGACCAAUACGACCAAUAUGACCAACACCAGCAAAAUCAGCACUCAGGAUUUUAGCCCAAUUAACAGCCAGACAAGCCUUAGCGGUCUGAGUCGACAAAGCACCCAGGAAAGAAGCGAUGGUCCUCUGGACUACCCCUACAAAUACUCCCCCCACCCCGAGCUCCAGGAGUCACCGGCCAAAAUCAGGUGGAGCCAGGCUGUGAAGAAAAUCAACACUGAGCUCAAUAAGGAAGGAAUAAACAUGAUGGGUCAUACAGAAGACUCUAGAGACAAAUGGUCACACCCCAAUGGAGGGCCCGAGCACAAUGAUAUAUACAGUUGUCUGGACACCAUUCCGGAGUUCACUCUGCCUCGUCGAAAAUCAGUUGCACUUGUUAGUGACUUGACUAUGCAAUCCAAACGUAAUGCACCUUCUGCCAUGGUUGCCAGACAAUCUCUGAAGGAUGAAGAAUUGAAAAUGCAUGUGUACAAGAAGACUCUACAGGCACUGAUCUACCCAAUCUCCAGCACAACCCCCCACAACUUUGUGGUGUGGACCGCCACCUCUCCCACAUACUGCUUUGAGUGCGGCGGCCUGCUGUGGGGGAUGGUGAGACAGGGGGUCAGGUGUACAGAAUGCGGAGUUAAAUGCCACGAGAAGUGUAAAGACCUGCUCAAUGCCGACUGUCUGCAACGUGCAGCAGAAAAGAGUUCCAAACAUGGAGCAGAAGAUAAAACUCAGAACAUCAUAAUGGCCAUGAGAGAUAGAAUGAAAAUCAGGGAGAGAAACAAACCAGAAAUCUUUGAACUCAUCAAAAAUGUAUUUGGUGUGGAUAAAAAAUCCCAUACUGGCCACAUGAAAGCUGUGAAACAAAGUGUUUUGGAGGGAACAUCCAAGUGGUCAGCUAAAAUUGCCAUUACUGUGAUAUGUGCUCAAGGCCUGAUUGGCAAAGAUAAAACGGGUACAAGUGAUCCCUAUGUUACCGUGCAAGUCGGAAAAGUCAAGAAGCGCACAAAAACCGUCCCCCAGAACCUCAACCCCGACUGGAAUGAAAAGUUUUAUUUUGAGUGCCAUAAUUCCUCAGACAGGAUAAAAGUGCGAGUUUGGGAUGAAGACAACGAUUUGAAAUCAAAACUUAUGCAGAAAUUGACCCGUGAAUCUGAUGACUUCUUGGGUCAGACCAUUAUCGAAGUGCGUACGUUAAGUGGAGAAAUGGAUGUAUGGUAUAACUUGGAGAAGAGAACAGAUAAGUCAGCGGUGUCUGGAGCCAUACGGUUACACAUUAGUGUGGAAAUCAAGGGAGAGGAGAAGGUGGCACCUUACCAUGUCCAGUACACCUGUCUGCACGAGAACUUGUUCCAUUACUUGUGCGAGCAGACAGGGGGCGCUGUUAAACUUCCGGAUGCCAAAGGACAGGAUGAAGCAUGGAAAGUUUACUUUGAUGAGCCUGCACAAGAAAUAGUGGAUGAAUUUGCCAUGAGAUAUGGUAUAGAGUCCAUUUACCAAGCGAUGACACAUUUCUCCUGCCUGUCCACUAAGUACAUGUGUCCGGGGGUGCCUGCGGUCAUGAGCACUCUACUUGCCAACAUUAAUGCCUUCUAUGCACACACCACUGCCAGCACUGCUGUAUCAGCUAGUGAUAGAUUCGCAGCAUCCAACUUUGGAAAAGAAAAGUUUGUUAAGUUGUUGGAUCAACUUCAUAACUCCUUACGCAUUGAUCUCUCCAUGUAUAGAAAUAACUUCCCAGCUACCGACAGGGCACGCCUCCAAGACCUCAAGUCCACUGUCGACCUGCUAACCAGCAUAACUUUCUUCAGAAUGAAGAUUUGUGUACAAAGUGAAGUGCAGGUGUACAAACAGGUUCAAGAACUUCCUAGUCCUCCAAGAGCUAGUAUUGUAGUAAAAGACUGUGUGAUAGCCUGUAUAAAAUCCACAUACCAAUUCUUGUUUGAUAACUGUUAUGAACUGUACCAGAGGGAGUUUGUUCAAGCGGAACCCUCAGAAUUGAACAUUCCUGGAUCGGAGGGUGUUAAUGAGAACAGCCUGGACUUUUGGGAUAAAUUGAUAGCUCUAAUAGUGUCUAUGAUUGAAGAGGAUAAGAAUAGUUAUACUCCAGUAUUAAAUCAAUUCCCUCAGGAGUUGAAUGUUGGGCAAGUGAGCGCUGCUAAUAUGUGGGCACUAUUUGCACAACACUGUAGCAUGUUCCUGAAAGAUCAAGAACAGGAAAAACCAUGUAAAAGUUCCGAGUAUAUGAAUUUACAUUUCAAGAUAAAAUGGCUGUAUUCCAAGUUUAUAGCUGACGUGCCUCAAUACAAAGGAACUGUACCUGAAUAUCCAAGAUGGUUUGAGCCUUAUGUUAUGCAGUGGUUGAAUGAAAAUGAUGAGGUUUCUAUGGAGUUCUUACGUAAUGCUUAUGAGAGAGAUAAAAAGGAUGGGUUCCAGAAGAGCUCGGAGCAUUAUUUAUUCUCAAGUUCAGUAGUGGACAUUUUUACCCAGUUAAACCAGUGUAUUGAAGUAAUAAAGAAGUUAGAAUGUCCUGAUCCAGAGAUAGUAAAGAGAUACAUGAGGAGGUUUGCCAUAACUGUGAAUAAAGUCCUAAUAGUAUAUGCUGAUGUUGUCAAACAGGAUUUUGAAAAGUAUACAAACGAUCAUAAGAAAGCUUGUAUACUGAUGAAUAACAUACAACAGUUACGUGUUCAAUUAGAGAAUUUAUUUGAAUCAAUGGGUGGUGAAAAGCUUGACUCGGACACAUCCAGCAUUCUAAAGGAGCUCCAGAGUAAACUAAACAGUGUGCUGGAUCACCUGAGCUCUGUGUUUGCCAAGAGUCUGGAGCCCCAAAUCAAACAGAGUACUCAGGAGUUAGGUCAACUUUUGUCCAAAGUGAAAGGGGCAGGACAGGUCUCCUUGUCUCAGCCCAGCCAGAGAAACAGCAUUCAGCAGGAGUCGGAGUUGGUGCUCAAACCCUUGAUGGAACUUAUUGAUGGCAGCUUGACAAUGUUUGCACAAGAAUGCGAGAAAACAGUUCUGAAACGUCUGCUGAAGGAGCUUUGGAGGAUAGUGAUGUACACAAUGGAGAAAACUGUGGUGCUGCCCCCUCUUUCGGACCCCCGACAGGAGAAAGAAAAGGACCAAGCCAGGCUUAUUCCCCUUCCCGGUGCUGCUCAAACUAAAAUUGAGGAUGUGUCGCGACUUUUUCUCAGUCACGUCAGCCAAAUGCCCAUGAAUGUUCCUAUGAUCCAGGACAUGUCCAAAGAAGCCGAGAAAAACCUGACCCCCAAACAGUGCGCGGUCCUGGACAUGGCUUUGGAUCACGUCAAGCAGUUCUUCCACGCACAGGGCCAGGGCCUCAAGAAAACGUUUCUGGACAAGAGCCAAGAGCUGCAGAGCCUGCGCUAUGCCUUAUCGCUGUACACACAGACGACCGACACCCUCAUCAAAACAUUCGUCAGCACCCAAACCUCACAGGACCAGCCCUCCCUGGAGGACACGGUAGGGGAGGUGUCCAUACAGGUGGACCUGUUUACCCACCCCGGGACCGGGGAGCACAAGGUCACCACCAAAGUGGUGGCGGCUAAUAACUUGAAGUGGCACACGUCGGGUAUGUUUCGGCCAUUUGUGGAGGUCAAUCUCAUUGGUCCACAUCUGAGCGACAAGCGACGAAAACAUUCCACAAAAUCCAAGAGCAACAACUGGUCACCAAAGUUCAAUGAAACCUUCCAUUUCAUCUUGGGAAAUGAAGAUGAACCGGAUGCUUACGAGCAGCACAUUUGUGUCAAAGACUACUGUUUCGCACGAGAAGAUCGGCUGAUAGGGGUGGCUGUGUUACAGUUACGGGACAUUGUCGAGAAAGGCAGCUGUGCAUGCUGGUGUCAUCUUGGAAGAAGGGUCCAUCUGGACGAGACAGGUUGGACAAUUUUACGCAUUCUCUCACAGAGAACAAAUGACGAAGUUGCGAAAGAAUUCGUUAAGUUAAAAUCAGAAUCACGAUCUGCGGAAGAAGUGUCGUGAGGCAACCUUAGAAACUGUAGAAUUAUUAUCAUAUUUUUUUUGAUUGAAAAAUAUUUUCAGCCAAGUUGUUUUUCCAACAUCGACUGUUGAUUUUUUUUUUUUCUUUCGCUGUUGAAAUGUUUUGGUGGUUGUCAUGUAUACGAAGCUUAUUUGCUCCAUGUCUUUCCAGUUAUAUCAAUGUAUAUUAUUAUUAUUAUUAUUAAAAUGUAGAAUGUCUUACAUUGUUCUGUUAAUUCAAGUGGGUUGAAAUUUCAAAGAAGUUUACAUUUUGUUGGCAUUAUAUGAAAAUAUAUCUCUCCUCUUCAGAGAGGUUAAUUUUUUGUUUUGAAGAUUUUUGAGAAAUGUUAUUGUAGGAUUAACCUAUGAAAAAUUGAUAGUGCGUAAUUGUGACAAACUUAAUGAAGACUUUAUUAAUUCUCUCAUCUCUUCCUAUUUACGUGAAAAAUGAUUGAAUUCUAUACACUUUAAAGGAAAUCCUUACUAUUUGCUCUAGAAAUCCUGCAAUUUUGUGAUGAGAUGUAUAUACCUUGAUAUUGUUUUCUUUAGGGACCUUGUGCAAUUCUUUUUGUAUGUUGAUUAAAGAGGGUAUUUUUGUUCUUUAUAUAUUUUUUUCUUUGUUAAACCGAUCAUGAAAUCCAUUUUCGAAACCAACAUAACUGAAUAUUGUUAUCAGUGAUCGUAGUUUGUAGAAGAGCUUAACAUAUGUAGACAUGAGGGGCAUGACAUUCAUGGCCGUCAUUGAUAGAAAUUUUGUCUUCCAUGGACCAAAAACUUCAUCCCACACCAAGAUUAUGUAAUGUCACAAGAAUUGAUACAUGUACAUGUGUUAGAAUUUUUCAUGCUUAAAAAAAAUGCUUUCAAUUCUGUUACUUUUCCAUGACUUUGUGUUAAUAUUUUAUUAGCUUUCAUAUAACAAUGUUUUAAUUAAAGAUCUGAUUAAUGUUCUAGAGAUCUGGUUGUAUAUCUGGUUCAUACAUCUUGGGUUUUUGACAAUAGAACUGCCAGCUUUUACAGAUUAAAAUUCAUAGUGCUCGCAUGUGUAUAUAUGUAGAAAAACAUUUCAUUGAAAAUUUCAAACCAUACACACACACAAACUGAUAAUUCUAUUUAUACAUAUAGCAUUUAGAUAAUGUAUGCAUGAAAAAAUUGAGUGAAUAAAGUGCAUCUGCAGAUAUUUAAACAGAUAAUUUUCCUUGAAGUACAGAUUGUAUAAUUAUAUAAACUAUGUAGUUUUGUCUUGUUCUAGUCAUGUGUAGAUAUACUGCAUUUAAAAAGCUAACAGAAUAUUAUAAACCUUGUGAAUAUUUAUUCAAUUAUAAAACUCGAGAUUUCUCACGUUAUUUAGCAUACAUAUAAUAUACAUCUGCCUGGUAUUCCUUCAGUGUUGAUAUUAACUGACAUCUUACAUUGUAUGUACAUGUAGAAGGACUUAUUAUGUUGUAUUCUACCUUUGGUUUGGUUCCAAAUAUUUUAAAUCACAAAUUUGAGAAUUGAUAUUAAGGUAAGGUGAUAUUGAUAUAUUUAUGAAAAGUUUUGAAAUUUUUUUUUUUUUUUUUUUUGGUUUUAACUACAAAAUUAUCAUGAGUUUGAUUGCUUCAUUUAGUUUUCUUAACAAUAUGAAAAUAAAGGAAAGAAAUUAAGGGAUGAACUGAUAAAUUUAUUGAAUAAGUUCAAAUUUCAUACUCCUUAUAAAAAUUGUUAUGAAUCUCUUUUCCCUGUAUAAUCCUCUUUAAACAUUCCACUGCAUAAGACAGAAACAAUCAUGUGAAAUUAAAAACUGAAGAUGCUGAAUUAUGUAUUUGAGUUAUGGUAUUUUCAAUUGAGUAAGGUUCUAUAAGUUUUUUUUCUAAAGAAAUUAAAAAAAAAAGCUGUUCAGUUUUUAUUUCUUGUACUAAAGUUUCUGUUCCCUGCUAAAGUCAUUGUAGAAAUUUAUACUUGUUUUAUCAUAACUGCAAUAGAUGGGACUAAUUUACUUGUAAUAUAAGUUAUUACAAUUUUACAUGUAAUAAUAGUUGUGAUUAUUAUAUGUGUAAUAAGAGUUGUGACUCUUACUUGUAACAGACUAACAGAGCGAUUGCAAUGCAUGGUUUUAUUACAUGUAAUGAUGUGACUAUAUAUUACUUAUAAUAGUGAAUGUAACUGUUUCUACAUGUAAUUUUGAGUCAUACAGGGUGACAUUGAUUGUAUGAAUUUCGAUCUUUUAUCCAUGUUAUUUGUACUUCUGGAUACUAUGAAUAAAAAUCCAAUUUUUAAAAACGAUA
This is a messenger RNA of Magallana angulata, 7797 nucleotides long. Its product is annotated as protein unc-13 homolog B-like. Gene Ontology annotation, cellular component: plasma membrane; synaptic vesicle membrane; neuromuscular junction. Gene Ontology annotation, molecular function: calcium ion binding; diacylglycerol binding; calmodulin binding. Bases 134 to 5536 code for a protein of 1800 amino acids. The record is from RefSeq and is a predicted model, not a curated record. The transcript is spliced from 42 exons. Gene Ontology annotation, biological process: synaptic vesicle priming; presynaptic dense core vesicle exocytosis; synaptic transmission, glutamatergic. Lineage: Eukaryota; Metazoa; Mollusca; Bivalvia; Ostreida; Ostreidae.